Molecule: messenger RNA, 1404 nt
Organism: Eimeria mitis
Lineage: Eukaryota; Apicomplexa; Conoidasida; Eucoccidiorida; Eimeriidae
Exons: 3
Coding region: 1-1404 (467 amino acids)
Source: RefSeq, a predicted model, not a curated record
AUGGCGCUUCUCUCAGCAGCAGCAACAGCAACAGCAACAGCAGCAGCAGCAACAGCAGCAGCAGGAACAGUAGCAGCAACAGCAGCAGCAGCAGCAGAAGCAUCGCCAGUAGCAGCAGGAGAACCAGCAGCAGUACCAGUACCAGCAAUAGCAGCAGCAGUUGCAGCAGCAAAAACAGUAGCAGGGGCAGCAGCAAGAGUAGCAUCAGCAUCAGCAGCAGGAGCAGCAGCAGCAGCAACCUCAGCAACAGCUGCAGCAACUAAAGGCCUACCAGCAGCAGCAGCAACUCGUUCAGACGCCGCAGCAGCAGCUACAGUAGAAGCAGCAGUAGCAGGAGUAGCAGCAGCAGUAGCAUCAGCAACAGCGACAGCAACAGCAGCUGCAGCAGCUGCUGCAGCAACGGCAUCAGUAGCAGCAGCAACGGUAGCACCAACAGCAGCAGAGGCAGCAGCAUCCACAGCAGUUGCAGCAGCAACUGCCGCAGCAGCAGCAGCAGCAGCAGCAGCAGCAGAAACUGCAACGGUCUACGCUAUCCAGAGCAGCCGGAGCAGCAGCAGCAGCAGCAACAGCAAUAGCCGCAGCAGCAGCAAUUGCAGCAAAAGUAACAAACGUAACGGCAGAAGAAGCAGCAGGAGCAGCAGCCGCACCACGAGCACCUGCCACACCAGCAACAACGGUACCAGCAGCAGCAGCAGCAGCAGCAGCAGCAGCAGCAGCAGCAGGCGCAAGAGUAGCAGUAGUAACAGCAGCAGCAGCAGCAGCAGCAGCAGGAGCAGCACGAGCAUCAAUCACACCACUACCACCAACACCACUAACCCCAGCUGCAGCAGAAUCACCAGCAGCAGCAGCAGCAGCAGCUCCAGCAUCACCACCAGCAUCACCACCAGCAUCAGCAGCAGCAACAGCAGCAGCAGCAGCAGCAGCAACUCCAUCAUCACCACCAGCAUAAUCAUCAUCAUCAUCAUCACCACCAGCACCAGCAUAACCAGCAAAAGCAGCAGCAUCAGCAGCAGCAGCAGCAUCACCAGCAUCACCAGCAGCAGCAGCAGCAGCAUCAGCAGCAGCAGCAGCAGCAGCAGCAGCAGCAGCAGCAGCAGCAGCAGCCCCACCAUCACCACCAGCAUCAGCAUCACCAUCAUCAUCAUCACCACCAGCACCAGCAUAACCAGCAACAGCAGCAGCAGCAUCAGCAGCAGCAGCAGCAGCAGCAUCACCAGCAUCACCAGCAGCAGCAGCACCAGCAGCAGCAGCAGCAGCAGCAGCAGCAGCAGGGUGUGCGCACCUCUGCAGCUUAUGCAUAGCUGCGCGUCUAUAGAGAAUAGCAUUGAGCUCCAGCGGCAUUCUGCUGGGCAUUGCAGCAACCGAUCCACGAGCAGCAAUAGAAGCUCUAGCAGCAAACACUGA